AUGACUUCAGCCUCAGUGAAUUCAAUCCUCCCAUCUCAACCAUUACACUAUCUACCCACCUAUCAAGUAUUAAUCUGCCUCCAUUGCCGCCAUGCCAUUCAGCCUGGCGCAGUCGUCCGCCAUCUGAAAGAAGUCCAUUCUAUCAAUUGUUAUGCUCGUCAAUCCUUCGUCGACUAUGCCUCAAAAUUUGAUCUGACCCCGCCCAACGACGUCGUCUUGCCUGAUGAAACCCAGUUUCCACAUGCUCUUUUGCGGGCUGCACUCAUUGAUGUGUUACAACCAAGCGUAUCAAACAGCAUUGGAGAUCUUGCCUCGAAAGAUGGCGAUUUCUUGAAAUCAGUUCCAUUGCAGACUUUCUUCCGUGGGAAUACUCUUCGGUACUUUACUAACCCAGCGUUGUUGGUCUCACCGUCAUUGCCCGACAGUGCUGACAGACUGACAAUUGACAGAUCUUCUACUACGACUGUUGAUACACCUAUAAGAGUAACAUGGGACCAAAACAUCCCUCUGACCCCAAACGAUGAAAUCCUACUGAAUCAUUAUCAAGACCACACCUAUAGAACCCUCUCAUGUGAUCCCGAUACAGACAAUGCAUUUCAAGUAAUCGUCAUACAACUUUCCUCUCAAUACCCCUUCUUACUCCACAGCCUCCUAGCCUGUUCAGCUCUCCAUCUCGCAUCCAACGACCCCAGCAAUCGGCAUUCCUAUACAAGCCAAUCAGCCCAACACCAAAACCAAGCAAUUCCCGCCUUCCGAUGGGAAACCAUGCACGUUGAUAACAAAAACUGCCAAGCAGUACUAGCAUUUGCAUUCUUCCUCGUCGUCUGCUCAUUAGGCUUAGAACCCAAAGACGAAGUGUUAUCCCUCAACAACGGAAACACCCAAAACAAAGAACAACUUUCCGCACAAUGGAUCCACAUCCUCCGCAACGGCUGCUCAAUGCUUUGUCCCGUCUGGGACGAUCUCACCAGUGGUCCAUUAGCACCCUUUACAGCUCUAUGGCGAGAUGAUCUCUCGGUGUCGUUGUUGGUCCGAAUGAUCCACUACUGGUUACUUUACUGUCCACCUUCCUAG
Molecule: messenger RNA, 1074 nt
Organism: Penicillium antarcticum
Lineage: Eukaryota; Fungi; Ascomycota; Eurotiomycetes; Eurotiales; Aspergillaceae
Exons: 4
Coding region: 1-1074 (357 amino acids)
Biological process (GO): regulation of transcription by RNA polymerase II
Molecular function (GO): DNA-binding transcription activator activity, RNA polymerase II-specific
Source: RefSeq, a predicted model, not a curated record